Megalops cyprinoides (Indo-Pacific tarpon) is the source of this 2875-nucleotide messenger RNA. Its product is annotated as serine/threonine-protein kinase Nek1-like. Bases 1 to 2709 code for a protein of 902 amino acids. NCBI's taxonomy places the organism in Eukaryota, Metazoa, Chordata, Actinopteri, Elopiformes, Megalopidae. The transcript has 20 exons. Gene Ontology annotation, molecular function: protein kinase activity. The record is from RefSeq and is a predicted model, not a curated record.
AUGCCGUCAGUGUUGUGUUGCGGUCGUGGUGUGGUCACUGUGCUCUCACCGUGCGGUCAUGGUGUGGCUACUGCCAUCACGGUGCUGUCACAGUAUGGUCGUGUUCCGGUCAUGGUGUGGUCACAGGCAGCCACACCUGAGAGCGCGUUCCAGGUCACGCCUGCUGCCGGUUUGGACACUCUGCCCAGCGUAAAAAGCGGCUGGCCUCUGCUGCCCUGGCAGACGCUCUUGGCUCUCGGGCUGAGGCGCUUUGCAUCCAUGCUGUCACGAGAGCGUGGCUCUGGGGUCCCCCUUUCCCAGGAGUACCUGGCGAGGCUGAGACAGAUUCGGCUGCAGAACUUCAACGAGCGGCAGCAGAUCAAAGCCCGGCUGCGUGGAGAGAAGUAUGACAGUGACGGCUCAGACAGUCAGGAGUCCAGCGAUGAGGCGCAGCUCCGGAGGCAGAAGAUCGAAGCUCUCAAGGUACAGGCCCAGGCUCGGGCUGCAGUGCUGAAGGAGCAGCUGGAGAAGAAGAGGAGAGAAGCGUACGAGAGGGAAAGGAAGGCCUGGGAGGAGCACCUUGUGUCUCGGGGGGUGAAGGUGGCCAUAGGGGUGGGGGUGCCCCCCCCAGGGCCUGGACCGCAGCCUGGACCCCCCCUGUCCAGGCCCACCACCCCAGCCAUCUCCAUGACAGCUGCUCUGAAGGACGUGGGCGCGGAACCAGCAUCUCUGCAGCAGGGGGUGGACGACCCCUCAAAGCCAGGUGUGGCUGCUCUCCAGAGUGAAAAGCGUGAGAUUCUACGCAGACUGAACCAGAACCUCAAAGUGCAGAGCUGCACCAGUGAGGAAGAGAAGGAGAAAGAGGAAGAGCAGCCCGCCGCCCCCCUGCAGGGUCCCAGCCCUCAGGACAGAGCCCCCAGCGGGGCCGACAGGAAGCGUUGGGAGGCAGGUGGCCCGCCCCUCGUCUCUGUGGCACAGCAGACCCUGGAGGAGAACUCCCUGGCCACCGUGGGUGUCCAGGCGGAGUCCCCAGAGGACCGACCCCCCAGCGGGGCCGACAGGAAACGCUGGGAGGCAGGUGCCCCGCCCCUCAUCUCUGUGGCGCAGCAGACCCUGGAGGAGACCUCCCUGGGCACCGUGGAGAGGACAUCGGGCGAGGUGAUCCAGCUAGAGGCAGGGCAGGGGGAGGUGCCCAGGCGGGCUUGGGGGCAGAGUCCAGAUGCUCAGGUGCUGAAGUUUCUGGAGGAGGCGGAGCUGCAGCCUGUCACCCUGCUACUCGAGAGCGCCGGUAUCCGUGACGACGGGGUCACCUCAGGAAGCCUCACUUCCACAGCAGAGGGCCUGAGUGGUGUCGCCAACUCCGGAGCAAAGACACAGCCAGAUCCCAGUCCUGGUGCCAUGGUCCAGAAACAAGAACCCAGUGCUGGGGAUGCUGUUCAGGACCAAGAGCCCAGCAGCGGAGCUGUGGUCCAGAGACUAGUGCCCAGCACCAGUGCUGGGAAACUGCCUCUCCAGGCUCUGCUUUCUGGACCAAAGAAGGGGGUCCCCAAAUCACAGGAGACUCCAGCAGCAGGUGGUAGCUUAAUACCCCCACCUCCACUGACCCAGAGAGAUGCAGAAGAACCGCAGGAUGUGGAGGAGCUGGAGCAGCUGGAACAGCCGGAGGAGCGCCCUCCACGCGCCGCACAGCCCCCUGCAGGAGCAGUGCAGGCCUGGGGGAGAGAGGAGCCCAAGCCCCAGCAGCAAGGACCACCAGAUGGCAGUGUAACACCAGCAGAGAGCAGAACCGAGCAGGAGCCUGUGGAGAAGCAGUCUCAGGACUCCAAAGGGAGGGAGAGUGAGUGUGUGGAGCCUCUGUUCCGCAGACUCUCGUCCCCUGCACACCGGCGUGCAGUGGCAUUAGCCCUGCUGGGGGCCCAGUCAUCCCAGUCCUCCCAGGAGGACUCGGCAGCAUCUCGCUCGCGCUCUGUCUCACCCGUCAAACACAAAGACAACUCGCUGCUCAUCGGCCUGUCCACCGGCCUCUUCGAUGCCAACAACCCCAAGAUGCUGCGGACCUGCUCCCUCCCGGACCUCAGUAGGCUCUUCAGGACGUUUAGUGAGGAGGCUGCAGGCUCCAGCGGCGCCGAGCUGCCCGACGACCACCUGGAGCUGGAGGACCUGGAGGACGAGCAGGCCAAGGCAGGGGACCAAUCGGAGUGCGAGGAGGACAAUGGGUAUGAGGAGACGGACGAGGACCUGCAGGAGCUGCGGGCAUCCAUGGAACGGCUGCUUCAGGAGCACCCCAGCGAGGACUACAGUGAGGAGGAGGAAGAGGAGGGUGCCUCCAAUGGCAGCGCUGCUGAGGAGGAGGCAGGAGAGCCGCUAGAGUCCGUCACCAACGGCAUGGACGAGGAUGAGGACGAGCGCCGCAGCAGUGAGAGCGACCUCAACGAGGAGUGGCAUUCAGACGGGAGUGACGAGGAGGAGGAGAGUGACGGUACCCACCAGGACAGCAUCUUCAGCCGCCUGGAGGAGCUGCGCUUCCGCCUGGAGCAGGACAUGGGCUUCGAGAACUUCAUCGAGGCCUAUAACAAGAUCAAGGCCAUUCACGAGGACGAGGAUGAGAACAUUGACCUGGCGUCCAGCCUGGUGCAGGACAUCCUGGGGACGGAGCACCAGCACCUGUACCCCAAAAUCCUGCAUCUAGUGAUGGCUGACGGAGUCUACCAAGAGGAUAAUGAUGAAUAAAUGUAAUUCUUCCCAGCCGCUGGCAGCCCCUGACGCUCCACAAGCAGUAAUGUCUUCCCAGCAUGCAAUGUGUGUGACAGUCUUCUCUGAAGAUGGGGGGAGGGGCUAAGGCUCAUAGUGGGGUCUGCGCUGUAGAGGGAGGACUGGUGAGGGGUCAGGGGUGGGG